This is a messenger RNA of Cyanidioschyzon merolae strain 10D, 651 nucleotides long. RefSeq lists its product as hypothetical. Gene Ontology annotation, biological process: chromatin remodeling. Lineage: Eukaryota; Rhodophyta; Bangiophyceae; Cyanidiales; Cyanidiaceae. Gene Ontology annotation, molecular function: nucleosome binding. The record is from RefSeq and is a predicted model, not a curated record. Gene Ontology annotation, cellular component: Swr1 complex. Bases 1 to 651 code for a protein of 216 amino acids. The transcript has a single exon.
AUGACUUUGGAGCCGAACGCCAAUAAACGUCAGCGAGCACAAGAGCAGGUUCGGAGAGCCAGGCUUCGCGAUUUUCUUGAGUCUCUAGAACGCGACAACUGGGAGGACACCAGUAGUGACGAUGGCUAUGACAGUGAGCUGCAGGAGGGAGAACUUGUCGCAGAGACGUCGCUAUCGUUUCCAACCGCUGCGUUACCUGUCAAUGCUUUAACAGGAACAACGCACAGAGUUCCGGACUCACAGCAGGUACGUCAGCGACGUAAACGGAGAGAUUCGCGCGCUGAAAUCGAUUCGGAGAGAGCGAGUAACUCCGGAGGCGCUGUGGCUGAUCAACGGACUAUGGAGUCAACGCCGACCAGCGACCUCGAUUCACAGUUAGGAAACGGGCCGAGACGCCCGCCUUGGAAGCUAUCUCAUUUGGUGCGUCUCAACUAUCGGUAUGCAUGGUUAGCACAACGCGGAUCGCUGGAAGGGUGGCUCUACUUCACCAGUGCACCGGCGACGGCAAGCGCUAGGCCAGCACGACACCUGUGUGAUGUGUGCGGCUUCGGGGCGUGUUACACAUGCCCUCGAUGCGGCGGCUUUACGUGCAGUCUAGCAUGCACGAGGACGCACAGAGAGACCCGGUGUUUACGUACAUGGCAAACAUGA